Physella acuta is the source of this 1828-nucleotide messenger RNA. Its product is annotated as repetitive organellar protein. NCBI's taxonomy places the organism in Eukaryota, Metazoa, Mollusca, Gastropoda, Physidae. Gene Ontology annotation, molecular function: protein binding. The record is from RefSeq and is a predicted model, not a curated record.
AGACUCAAGACACCAUUAACUGGAGGCCACAGAACUAGGAAGAUGUCUGACCACUUAAAGAAACAUUUGACAACGCAGCUCGAUCUAUUGGACGAGUCAAGUUUUCAACUACAGAAUAGCAUCAGUGAUUACGUACAGCAGAUUAAAUCAAAAGCAAUUGGAUAUAGAGACAACACUACUGACACCAAUAUGACAGUGAAAGAUGCGCUUGUUAUGGUAGCUACAGCACAGAGUGUAAUAUUUGAACAUGUGAAUAUGAUGAAUGAAACCAUCAAGACAAAAACAGAGAGUAAAAGUUUUAUCUCAGCAGGUGAUUCUGAAACAAUAAGAAGACUAAAGGAUAUUGAAGCAACUCUAGCUUCUCUACAAGGCACACAACAAAAGACUGAAGAUGACAUAUCAGAAAUAAAACAAUGGAGAGACAACUUUAUAACAGAACAAAAUGGCUUAUGGAUAAAUAUUGACAAGAUGUUUAAAAAACAAAAACAUAAUUCUAAAAACAUUAGGAAAGAAAUACAUGAACAAGACAACAGAAUUGAUGAGUUUAAGAAAGAAAUUACAGAUUUAAAAGAAAGAGAAACAAAGACAGAGAAAGCACUAGAUAAACUAUCUCUAGAUCUAAGAGAGUACAAAAACAACAUAAAAAACAUCAACACAGAGAUGCAAGUUCACACGGAUAAGCAUGUUGUGAUGUGUAAACUUCUACAACAAAAAUUGAUUCCAAUUGAUAAAAUAAUUGAAACAUAUAAUCAAAACUAUGAGACUAGGGAAGGGAAAAUGAAAAAGAUUGAAACUUUGGAAAAAGAAGUUUUAAAGCUAUCACAGGAUCUUCAAUCUAUUGGCAAUCAACAAGUGAAACCUUCUACACUGGGGUUUAUUGCUUCACAAGGUCGCUUGGAAGGGAAAAUGUAUGACGGAUACCAAAUUAUUACAUUCAGUGCUGUAGAACGUAACGUAGGAAACCAUUUUGAUCCAAAGACUGGAGUGUUUACCGCCCCUGCUAAUGGCCUGUAUGAAGCAAGUCUUACAAUUAAAAAAACAGGAGCUCUUAAUGUAGGAGCUGGUGUUUAUCACAAAUCUGGUGGUAAGACGAAUUGGCUGGGGGAUGUUUGGACAAAAUCUAAAUCUGUUGAAGUUUCAAGGAAUUUUGAGGUUCGGGUGAGAUUGAGAACUGGAGAUGUUUUAUUUUCAGCAGCUAACUCACCGGAUUUGGAAUGUUCGCAUUUUUCUUGUUCCCUUCAGAAAUCAUGACACGACAUUUGGAAGGAGAUUAAUUGUAUUUAAACAAUAAAAUAUCAAUAUGUUGUACAAUUAUUAGCAUUUAUUAAAGUGUAAAUGUAGAAUAGAAUCCGAACUUGUUUUCAACAUAUUAGAAACUUUUAUUAGGACUUUUAUUGAUAGUCAUUACAUAUUAAACAUAUUAUUACUAUUUUGAUACUAAAUAUUUAGAUAUUUUCCUAAACAAUAGCAAACAAAUUGUUUUUCGUAGAUUGCCGAUCGUUUUUUGUUGUCGCUAGAGAUUGCUGAGUCACACAUGUUUUGUUUCUUAUUGUAAUCAGCCUUGUUCUGUAUUGUAUUAAAGAGUUAUCGCUUAAUUAACCGUCAGAAUUGUGUUGUCUACCUUGCUUAAUUUUUCUAAUGCCAGUUUCUAAUGCAGGUCUUAAUAAUAUUAAAGUUGCCUGUCUCUUUAGUAUUUUGUAAAUAACAAUAUUGCCCUUCAUAAUGAUUGGCUUAUUUCAUCCUUUACAUCCCGCCUAAUGUAACUAAAACAGAUCUUAGUUUAUAAUGCUUUUGUUACACCUGACCUAUCAUUUUUAUGGCUCGCUGA